AUGGAUGCCACUUGCCCUGAUAGCCUGAAAAUGGCAAUGAUUGAUAUUUUGAAAAAAUGUGGUGGGCUUCCACUGGCCAUUAUCAGCAUGGCCAGCUUAUUGAGAAACUAUAAUUCAGCAGAUGGAAAAGAUAUGUGGGAAAGAGUUUCCAAGUCAAUUGGAUCUCACAUGGAGAGCCAACCUAGCCUUGAGGGAAUGAGGCAAAUAGUCACAUUCAACUACAACCAUCUGCCUCAUGACAUAAGGUGCUGCAUGAUGUAUUUUAGCAUUUUCCCAGAGGAUUAUAUGGUAAACAAGAAUCGUCUGUUGCAUAGAUGGAUUGCCGAAGGAUUGGUUACUGAGGUGCGGGAGUUGACCCUGCUGGAGGUUGCCCAAGCCUACUAUGAAGAACUUCUCAGUAGGAGUAUGAUUGUUCAGGCAAAAGAGGAAGUUAGAAACGAGGUUAACAUGGAGACAUGCCAAGUGCACGACAUGGUACUUGAGGUCAUGGUGUCCAAAUCACUAGAGGCUAACUUUGUUAGCCUGAUAGGUGGGCAGUACGAAGGGAUGUCAUAUGAUAAGAUUCGUCGCCUCUCUAUCCAUGGUGAAGAGGAACCUGUGGACUUCACAUCCAAAAAAAAGGGUGUGAGGAAUGUGGAGAUGAAUGUAAAACAUGUUCGAUCACUGAGCAUGUUCAAUAAUCAAGGGCACCACGUGCUUGACCGACUGGGUGAAUUCACCCUACUAAGGGUACUUGACCUGGAUCACUGCGAAGGACUACAAAACAAGCAUAUGAGAGAUGUCUGCCGGUUGUACCUUCUUAAGUACUUGAGUAUGAGGGAAACAAAUGUCAGUGUGAUGCCUCCGGAAGUUGGUAAGCUGGAGCAAUUACUGACACUUGACGCGCGUGGCACGCUCCUUGAAGGCCUUCCAGAAACUGCGAUCAAGUUGCUUAAACUUGAGCGCCUGUUUUUUGGCAGCAGCCGUCACUGGGACGUUCUGUGGAUGCCGCCCAGGGGUGUCUCCAAAAUGAAGGCGCUGCGCGAGGUGCUUAAAGUUGGUGUCACAGACGACAUUGAGGUUGUUAAAGAGAUUGGUAAAAUGCAACAGCUGCAACUGAUACACAUCUUCGUGAAAAGGAUCGUACCUAGUGAGGAGGUCCUUCGGGAGCUUGCCAUCUCUCUGAGCAAGAUAUACUCUCUGCGGUCACUCAACAUUGGGCAGAUAGGUAACACGGCUAAUACAUUGGACUUUCUACAUUACGUCUCGCCGCCACGGCUCAUUCGUAAGAUAUGGAUUUCUGGCAGCAUGGGUGGGUUGCCCUCCUGGAUCGGGUCACUCACAUAUCUUGAAGAGUUUGAGCUUUUGUGCGCAUUCCUUGUUGAUGACCAACUAUUCGAAAUUCUGUGCGAGUCCCCCAACCUGAAGAACAUCAUUUUGCACCGUAAUUUCUGGACUCAAAGGGAGAUGUUGCACGGACCUCACACAAGUUUAAGGCGCUCACAAGUCUGUGUGUGUCCCUUGCUGGUGAAUUUCCCGAAGUUCUGCGAUUCGAGCAAGGAGCCAUGA
Molecule: messenger RNA, 1548 nt
Organism: Triticum turgidum subsp. durum (durum wheat)
Lineage: Eukaryota; Viridiplantae; Streptophyta; Magnoliopsida; Poales; Poaceae
Source: the annotation of a GenBank genome assembly